AUGUCGCCGGCUCCGUUGGUCAGUCUCAAUUCGUGCGAGCGCAUCAGGCCCGAGCGGCCCCGCAACGGCAUACAGAGGCUCGUCUGGGUGCCGAGCUCGCAGAUGCACCUGGGCCUCGUCGGCCCGUCCGAGGAGGAGUGCGCCAAUCCGCGCAUGGCUCUCAGGAGAUUGCUGCGUCUGUACGAGGGUCGCCAGUACAGGGAGGCAGCCGGGCUGCUGCUGCGGCUGCCCCAGUACACGCUGCGCUCGGUGCUGCCGGACAUACCGAUCGACCUGCUGAUCGAGACGCUGCCCCACAGCCUCGUGCUGCUGGAGGCGCUCUACGCCCGCAUGCUCGAGCUCGGCAUUCGCGACGCCAAAGUGCUGAGGCUCGAGCAGCUGCUCUGGAAGAUCGUCGGACUGCUCGCCGCCACCAACCAGGAUCCCUUUCAUCUGCGCGCCUGGGCUAGGCUCUUGACCGCCCUCAACAGAGCGGCGCCGAGCGCUCGUAUGGCUUUGAUGUCGCGCAGACGAGCCUUGGAGCGAGCCGUCGAGGGUCUCGGCAAGCACGGCCUCGUCCCGGUCAAGUCGACGACUUCCAACGUCACUCAUUCGACGACGACGAAUCUCGUGCCUCUGCUGGUCGCCCUAAAGGAGGAGCUCGAGCAGCGAGCCGACGCUUACAAGCUUGCUCUGCACAAAAUAGAGAGCCUUGGCAAACACGCGGGACUUCACAAAGGUGACCAAGGCGUCCAAGCGGCCUCGCACCAGCGGCAGCUGUCGCUGAAGUACAGCGAGGUGCAGCAGCGCCUGAUCGACAAUCAGGGCCUGCUCAAUGCGCUCGAGCGUCCGCGCGUCACGGGCCAGCUCGACGCGCUCCUGGCCGAGCUCAAGCGCCGCGUCGAACAGGACAAGGAGGCGCUCCGACAGUGGAGCAGCCUCAGGAAGAUGGAGUCCCAGGGCUUGCUAUGCGGCGGACUGAUCGGCGAGGUCGGCUCCAAGCAGCAGCAGCAACAACAGACUUCGUUGGCCGCGAGGCUGCUCCAGUUCUCCAAGGGCUGCGCCCUCGCGCUCCAACUCAUGAACGCCGAUGGCUCGGCAGCGGGAGUCGACUACAGCGUCGCCGAGUACGACGAGGACUGCGAGGAGGAGGAGGAGGAGGAGUCAAGCAGCGCCGGCUACCACACGGACGAGAGCUGCAGCCCGACCCCGGACGAGCAGCGACGAUCGCUCCAGGCCGUGGCCAGCGAGACGAUCCAGGGCCUGCACUGUCCGGCCGACCAGGCGAUCGAGCGCCUACGCGAGAGGUACGCCGCUCUCUAUUCGCAGGCCAGCCAGCACACCCUCGAGGCCCUGGACCACCUGGAGCCCUUGAAGGAAGCCUCCGAGCUCAAGGUCAAAAUUUUGUACUCCAUCGUCGUGUUGUCGUGGCGGCUUGCAGGCAUCGUCCAGUCGUCGCGCAGAAUCGAGGCACUGCGAGCGCUGAACGGCGAGAACACGGCCAUCCAGGCAUCGGCCCCGUACGAGCUCGAGGACUGCAUCCGCCGACAGCUGGCCACGGUGGGUGCCCAAUCCGGCGCCCGCGAGGUGGCCCAUCAAGUCACUGCCCAGCUCGAGCGUACGCUCUACGAUUUUCCCUGUCUCAGAAACAACGCCGAGAUACGCAAGUACGCCUUGGCUUGCUCGCGGCUGGCCUGGGCUUGCCUCGCCCGAACGACGCCGCUCGUCCUCGACGUCGCUCAGAGCUCCGACUUCCGCAAGGAGUGGCACGCGAGGCACAGAUCGUCCUCCGACCCGCACGGCGCGAGGAUCAAAGCCGUGCUCUGGCCCGGCCUGCGCCAAGGCAACUGUCAAGGACCCUGUCUGCAUCGAGCCGUGGUUCUCACUUGAUCGGGCAAUAAUCGCAUACCGAAUGCUUUGCUGCAUGACAUUUUUUAAAGAAAAAAAGA
Molecule: messenger RNA, 1928 nt
Organism: Trichogramma pretiosum
Lineage: Eukaryota; Metazoa; Arthropoda; Insecta; Hymenoptera; Trichogrammatidae
Exons: 8
Coding region: 1-1869 (622 amino acids)
Biological process (GO): mitochondrial protein catabolic process; mitophagy by internal vacuole formation
Cellular component (GO): mitochondrial outer membrane
Source: RefSeq, a predicted model, not a curated record